Molecule: messenger RNA, 2172 nt
Organism: Amborella trichopoda
Lineage: Eukaryota; Viridiplantae; Streptophyta; Magnoliopsida; Amborellales; Amborellaceae
Product: F-box/FBD/LRR-repeat protein At1g13570
Molecular function (GO): protein binding
Source: RefSeq, a predicted model, not a curated record
AAGCUGGUGAAAGAGAAGCCAGAAAUCUCUCUCUCUCUAAAGAGUUGUUGGUCACUUCCCCCAUGGCUGGCGCAUGAGCACAAUCUCUCUCACAUAAAGAAAGAAAACUAUCAUCUCCCCUACUUUCUCUCUCUAAACUAGUAGGAAACCAGACAAAGAUUCAAUACUGAAAAUAUCAGAGAAAUGGAGUUGGGUUUGAGUUCUCAGUCAAAGAAGAGUGUAUCAUCUUCAGCUGAUAAGCUUAGUUAUCUUCCAAAAGAGAUUAUCUCUUCCAUUCUCUCUUUCUUACCUGUAAGAGAGGCAGGAAGAACCUCUGUUCUCGCUCGUAAAUGGCGAAACAUGUGGGCUUCGAUGCCUGUAUUGAACUUGGACGUUGAUUCUUUCUCUGAGAGCAAAACAGAUGAAACCCAAGAGUUUUUUUAUGACUGGAAUAUGAUAAUCCACAACUUUGUCUCUCUACAUGAAGGACCCAUUUUAGGGUUCCGGCUGCAAGAGCCCAUAUGCUUCUGGCCCUGGGACCUUGAUCAAUGGGUCGAUUUAAUUACCAAAAAAGGCUUGCAAGUGUUUUCGAUUAAGCGACUGAGGUCCCACAUUAAUCUCUACACAUUGCAUUCAUCUCUGUUUAUGUGCUCCUCUUUGGUAACACUUGAGUUGGUUGAUUGCAAAUUGGAACCCCCACCUGGUUUUCAGGGAUUUCUCUCUCUAAAGUUUCUCUCUCUUGAGAAAUCAUCAGUGAGUGAUUUAGUCCUUGAAUAUCUGGUUUCCAACAGCAAAAUGUUGGAGAAUUUGAAGCUAAUCGACUGUAUUGACCUCUGCUGCAUUAUGGUUCAUGGACUAAGUCUUCUCUCGUUCUAUCUGAAGGGUGAAUUCCUUGCUAUUGAUCUCAGUGGUAGUCUCAAUUUGAAGAGGGUAACGAUUCAUUGGAGUUGUAUUGGAGAUCCAAGAGAUUGUGUUUUGAGUCAGGUUAUAGAGGGUCUCACCAAAUUAGAUUUUCUUGGCUUCUCUGGCUGGACAACAUCGGAUAUAUUUGAUGGGGCUUUGGAUACUAAGAUGCAGAGACUUUCUGCUCCUUACAAUUCUCUAAAUGUAUUGGAUAUAGAGCUAAUCUGGUUUGCUAGAGAGGAUUUCAUGGGAAUUGUAUAUUUCCUAAAGAAUUCCCCAUACUUAGAGGUUCUUCGAAUUAAGAUUGAUGUUGCCAUAGAAGCUGAAGGUAGUGGGAGUUUGAAGGUUUCUAUAAACGAAGAAGCUGAAGAUGGUGAGAGUUCAGAGACUCUUGUGAUCAAGGAAGCUGAAAAUUGGGAGAGGUCAGAGGCUGCUAUCAACAAAGAUACUGAAGCUGGAAGUAAUGGAUUGUUUUGGAAGAAAUUCAAUUGUGAUUCCAAUCCUUGGAUGGGUUGCCUCAAAAUAGUGGAUAUAAAGUCUUUGAAAGGGUACGAGCAGGUCUUGGAAAUUGCAGCAUUCUUCCUAUUGAAUGCAAACGUAUUGGACGUGUUAUAUAUCAAGACUGAAAAGCCAUGCAAUCAAGAUGUGAAAGUUGAGAUGGAGAAGCGGUUGGCCUCUUUUCCUAUAGCUUCAUCUCAUGCCAUGAUCGCAUACAGUAACAGUUAGGCUUGAUGAUUGUUUGGAUAGCUUGGGCAACUUUGCCAUUUUGAUAGUUUAGUGGUACUUGUAUAUAUACCAAACUGUGUAUACCUUAAAGGAAUACUACAGAAGUGGAUCUCUUUUUUUGUGAAGGCAGAGAUCAAACUUUUGAUCAUUUUGAAGAAUAUGUUUGGGGGAGGCUAUAAAAUGCUACAGAAAUGGAUACCUUUUAGUCAAUGGGGAGGGGGGGCUCCAUUUUUUGAUAGUUUUGGAGAAUAUGAAAUGGGUGAGUUUCUUUAGGAAGAGAGCACCUGGAUUGUCGGUCACUAUAAUACAAUGUAAUCUUUAGUUACAGAAAUACAAUGUUAACAUUUCCGGGAAAAAAAGAAAAUGAAAUGGAUGAAUGACAAGGAAAAGGUAAGGGACUUUCCUUCGUUUAUUUCGUUCUUCUUUUUCUCGGUUCUCUUUUGAUAUGUGUGGGAUUUCAGACCAAAAACUUCGAUGCCACACUAUGAAUUCCAAGUCUACUAUGCUAUGGUUUGGAUCCAUUGAUAGAUGCAAACUUUGUCACGGAUUUAUACAGGAAUAGAU